AUGCUCAAAAAGCACGACCCCGGGGCCCUAAUCCUGACACGCCUCUUCCAGCACUGCAUCCAGCUGCAGUCGCUCCCUAGGCAAUGGAGGCAGAACCGAUGCUUCCUCGUGUUCAAAAGCAGCGACGCAUCCAGCGUCGACUCGUGGCGACCCAUUAUCAUCGAGUCCUGCUUCCUGCGCCUUUACUCCUCGAUGUGGCGGCAUCGACUAGCUGACUGGUCGCGGAGCAACGCCAUAGUGUCGGCGGACGUGCAAAAAGGUUUCGACCGAGUAGAGGGCUGCAGUGAGCACAUCUUCACUUGCAUGACUCUCCUCAAGCACGCCCAACACACAAGGGCUGACCUCCACAUCGGUUGGAUGGACAUUCCGGAUGCCUUCGGCUCAGUUUCACACCAGUUGCUGACGCGCAUCCUGAAGGAGACCGGCAUUCCAGAGCAAGCACAGGGCGUCUUCCGAGACAUGUACGAGGAUGUCUCCUUUACGGUCGACACCGACGGCACAAGCACGGGUGAGAUUCCGCUGAAGGCGGAAGUUAAGCAGGGGGGUCCCUGCAGCGCUCUCCGCUUCAGCAUAUUCAUGGAGCCUCUGAUCAGGGCCAACCUGGAUAAGGAGGACCGCCUGGGCUUCUCGUGCUAUGACCAACGCUUCUCGACUCUGGCCUACGCCGACGACCUGGCUCUGUUCAGUCGUUCGGCAGAAGGCCUGACCGAGAUGCUGUCGGCCGUCGAAGAGGUCGCCACUCAACUGGGCCUGCACUUCAAUGCCCAGAAGUGCAAAACCCUGUCGCUCUGCUCUGGGAAGCCAACCAUCCCGGGAGUACCCUUCGCCUUACAUGGCCUCUCGAUUCCGGCUCUCGCUAACAUCGAUGCCAUGCCUUCCCUCGGAGCAAGGAUUAGCACCGACUGCCCCCUAACACCAGUAGAACAGCUUCAAGACUGUGUUCGGGUGGCGGAAGUCCUGUUCCGCUCUAAACUAGCGCCUUGGCAAAAGUUGCAGGCGUACGGCACGUUCGUCCACAGUAGGCUGAUUUUCACCCUUCAGCACAGGCACGUGGACAACGUUAAGACAUCACUUCUCUGGACCGACUCACCAAAGGUCAAAACGCUCGCCACCGCGGAGCUCCGACAGACGGUCUCCGCGUUCACCCGCAAGCGCCUGAGGGACGUUUCCACAGCGGACCUUCGCGACUUCCUCAACGGGGCUGACUCCACCGUCUUACCAGGAUCCACCACGACCAACAUGUGGAUGGACCUGCGCAAGCAGCUACGGUACCUUAACAAGUACAUCAACAUCAGAGUAGCUGGUGAGACGGAUGAGCUGGCUUUAGUGGCCAAUGACGACGAGGGCUCCACUCUUUUUUUCCAAACCAACAAGGAGGUUCCUCGUUGGAGGCUGCAAAAAGCUGCUGAGGAACGACUACAGCCGUCGUCUCUGAGAGCAGUCCGGAAAACGACCCCGAGCGUGAGUCUAAGCAAGGACUCUAACUUCUUCUUGUGCUCGGGCAGAUACCUUUCCUUUUCUGCUUAUAGGUUCUGCUACCGAGCCAGCCUAGACUUGCUUCGGACAAAUGCUAGGUCAACGGGUAACGCGCACUACUGUCGUAGGUGCGGCUACCAUCAAGAGACCCUGCCCCACAUCCUCUGCCACUGCCUCCAAGCACACGGCACGAUGUAUACCGACCGCCACAAUAAACUGCUCAACCGAGUGGUGCAGGGCAUCCUGAGGUCGACCAGAAAGGAGUUGCGAGUGAACCUCGCAUUCCCUAUGAUCGGCUCUCGGAAUCGCCUUGAUAUAGUGGUAAUCGAUAAGGUGGACAGAAGAGCCGUCAUAGUCGACGUGACCAUCCCAUUUGAAAAUGGGAGGGACGCGUUCGACGCGGCCAGGCAACGAAAGAUUGAGCACUACGCACCCGAAGCCGUCCUCCUGUCUCAACAGGGCUUUCGGGUCACCACUGAAGCGCUCAUCUUAGGUGCCCUGGGCGCAUGGGACCCGCAAAACGACAGUGUGCUCCGACUCCUAGGAGUCGGGCGGCGGUACGCAGGUCUUCUGCGAAAACUUGCCAUCGCGGACAUCCUCCAGGUCUCGGCCGAAAUUUACUUUUCCCAUACAGGCCCUGACCACCAGAAGGAUGCCGUCGACCAAGUACUGCCCCGCAGCGAGCCACAACCGAUCACCGAAGAAGAUGGGACGGAGAACUCACCCCGACGGAGGGCAGACACCCAGUCUUUGUCAACCCUGACUCUCCGACGGACUCUCCAACUGCUAAUUCUUAGCAGCUACCCUUUGCCUUCACCUUCCCCGUCAUCCUUCUCCACCAUCUCCGCCUGUCACCACUCACAUGACUCACCUCUCUGA
Molecule: messenger RNA, 2355 nt
Organism: Soboliphyme baturini
Lineage: Eukaryota; Metazoa; Nematoda; Enoplea; Dioctophymatida; Soboliphymatidae
Source: the annotation of a GenBank genome assembly